Sorghum bicolor (sorghum) is the source of this 1526-nucleotide messenger RNA. Its product is annotated as phosphopantothenate--cysteine ligase 2. The record is from RefSeq and is a predicted model, not a curated record. Bases 258 to 1223 code for a protein of 321 amino acids. The transcript is spliced from 9 exons. Gene Ontology annotation, cellular component: cytoplasm; nucleus. NCBI's taxonomy places the organism in Eukaryota, Viridiplantae, Streptophyta, Magnoliopsida, Poales, Poaceae. Gene Ontology annotation, molecular function: phosphopantothenate--cysteine ligase activity. Gene Ontology annotation, biological process: coenzyme A biosynthetic process.
UCGAGGUUCUCUACAUCGAUCGUCACUUUGACCCGGAUUGUGAUCACGUUUCAAAUUAACUUUUCCACCAUCCACCAGCUCCAGAAUCUCCACCGCCGCAAACACAAGAAUCGAUUCCAAAAGCCUUCGUCCUGCUGCCUAAUUAAUGCAGUCCCGUCGCGCUCACGCUCAUUUUCCUCCUUAAAUUUUCCGCACCAAAUUCUCUCGUGGGGCGCAGAAAACACAAGCCAAAGAUCAGAAGAGAGCACGCGGAGGUCAUGGCGGUGGAUCCAAGCGCCGCCGCGCAGGCGGAGGCCGCGGCGCGCCGGAUCGAGGAGGCGGAGGCCUUCUUCCGCGCCGCGCCGCCGCUCCGCGACCGCGACCGCCUCGCCGCCAGCCUCGCCGACUUCGUCGCCCGCCACGCCGCCGGGAGCGGCGGAGUGGUGUGCAUCACCUCCGGCGGCACUACGGUGCCCCUGGAGCAGCGUUGCGUGCGCUUCAUCGACAAUUUUAGCUCCGGCCAGCGCGGUGCCGCAUCCACCGAGUAUUUUCUCAAGGCCGGCUACCCUGUCAUCUUCAUCCAUCGCCGUGGGAGCAAGCAACCUUACUGUAGGUUUCUUCCAGAGGAUUCCUUUCUCGAUCUUUUUGAGCUCGGUGAAGACUCGGAGAUCCAAGUUCCACAGUCGCAUUCCUCGGUGGUAAAGGCAGCAAUUAGCAAUUACCGGAAGGCAAUUGAUGAAGGCCUUCUUCUCAAACUCCCUUUCACAACAAUUUUUGAGUACCUUCAGUUACUACAAAUGGUAGCUAUUUCUAUGAAUUGCUUGGGGCACCGUGGAAUGUUUUAUCUUGCUGCUGCAGUUUCCGACUUCUAUGUUCCAUGGGAAACUAUGGCUAAACAUAAAAUUCAGUCAGCAAGUGGCCCUUUGAACAUGCAACUCAACCAAGCCCCUAAGAUGCUUUUCAUCCUCCGGAAAAAAUGGGCUCCUGCUGCAUUUUGUGUAUCCUUCAAGCUCGAAACAGAUCCUAAUAUUCUCCUACAGAAGGCAGAAAUGGCUUUGGAAAAGUAUGGUAUGAACGUUGUGGUGGCAAAUGAACUUGCAAACUACAAAGAUGUAGUAGUGAUGGUCACAAGCAGCAGGAGGACGACCGUGAGCAGGAGCAGCAAGGAGGAAGACCUGGAACUGCAGCUAACUGAUCUCCUGGUGAAGAUGCACUCCGAGCACAUUGCACAGCCCAAUUUGUAGGACCGUUGAGAGAGCGAACGAGAUGGUCACAUCAGACAUGGUGGCGAGUCCACCUGGUUCGUCAUCAGAUGCCCAUCAAUGUGCUGCAGCAGAUUAAUACCAAAGUUAUAACCCACGCCAAUACCUGUAAGUUUUUUAACAUAACCUAGCUAAAGCAGGUGAUGUGAUGCACUGUUCAUGUGGCGAAGCCGCGCCAUCCUAGCUAAUUAGCUAUCGGCUUUUUAAUAAACUUGCUGCUAUUGAGUCAAACUGUUAUGGUAGAAUCGCCAAUUGGAUGAAUCAUUUUUUUUUUGAAGGCUGAAA